GGGAUUUAAUUUACUGUCAUUUACAUAGGUUAUCUCUCAAGUUACAGAUUAUAUAACAAAAUGAUAAGCAGAGAUGCCUCCGUGACAAUGUUAAACACAGUAAAAGCUCUAUUCCCUUGUGUGGGUCUUCUUCACUAGCUCCACCCCCCUCCUCUUCCCUCACUUGCUCCUCUGCUCCUCCUCUUCUCUCGUUUCUGAGAGGCGUGAGAUUCUGUCAGAGCCUAAGAGCGCGAGUCAGACCAGACACUCUCUCUGCAGAGAUUCAGCGGGACACAGCAGCCGCAGGAGCCUUCAGUAACCCAAACUCUCUCUCAACUCUACCAGUUUCAGGCUAGCAGCAGCAGUUCCAGUCAGUUAUGGAGACUCCAGGUCAGAAACGAAACACCCGCGGAGGGACAACCACCGUUCUGUCUCCCAACCGUAUCACUCGGCUGCAGGAGAAAGAAGAUCUAAGCAACCUGAACGACCGACUGGCGGUCUACAUCGAUAAGGUGCGCUCUCUAGAGGUGGAGAACGCAGGUCUGCGUAUGCGCAUCACAGAGUCGGAGACGGAGAUCAGCCGCGAGCUGAGCGGCAUGAAAGCGGCGUAUGAGACUGAGCUGGCAGACGCUAGGAAGACUCUGGACUCGGUGGCCAAAGAACGAGCCCGACUGCAGCUGGAACUCAGCAAGGUGCGAGAGGACUACAAGGAGCUGAAGGCCAGGUAUGUGUGCAGAUCAUGGUUUACACGUCAUGCAGGUCAUUCUAAACCCAUAUGACUUCAUCUGCACCUU
Messenger RNA from Carassius auratus (goldfish), 773 nucleotides. Its product is annotated as lamin-A-like. The record is from RefSeq and is a predicted model, not a curated record. The transcript has 2 exons. The coding region runs from base 357 to 758 and encodes 133 amino acids. Gene Ontology annotation, molecular function: structural constituent of cytoskeleton. Gene Ontology annotation, cellular component: nuclear lamina; nuclear envelope. NCBI's taxonomy places the organism in Eukaryota, Metazoa, Chordata, Actinopteri, Cypriniformes, Cyprinidae. Gene Ontology annotation, biological process: protein localization to nuclear envelope; nuclear envelope organization; heterochromatin formation.